This is a messenger RNA of Macrosiphum euphorbiae (potato aphid), 2229 nucleotides long. The record is from the annotation of a GenBank genome assembly. Lineage: Eukaryota; Metazoa; Arthropoda; Insecta; Hemiptera; Aphididae.
AUGAACAAUUCCUUUAAUGCCCAUGGAUCUCUUUUAGAUCUUGUGUUUACCUCAAACAAAUUUCUCAUAGUCAAUAAAUCACUCGAACCGACUGUUCCUACCGAUUCAUAUCACCCUGCACUUUGCAUAUCUCUGUCCAAUAGUUCUAGUAGUAUACCAUGUGACCGUAGCCAAUCAUUUUUUAAUUUUAAUAAAGCAGAUUAUUUAAAAAUCAGUUCUUUCUUGGGAUCUUUUGACUGGUAUUCUACCUUUCAUCCUCUUGAUAUUGAUUCGGCGUUCAACACUUUUUACGACGCUCUGCACCAAUCUAUACUUGAUUUUGUCCCUAAGUGUACAUUCCGCAAAUCGACAUAUCCACCUUGGUAUUCCCAUGAAUUGACACAAAUUGUUGCGUUAAAGAAAACGGCCCACGUAAGAUUCAAGUCAUCUCUAAGCAGUCAUGAUUACAAAGAAUUCUCCUUUCUCCGUGCUAAAUUCAAAUACCUUUCAAAAAAAUGUUUUCUCGACUAUGCCAAACAAGCAGAUUACUCCUUAAAAAGUAACCCAAAAAAAUCCUGGCAAUUCAUGAACAAUAGUAGAUCCAAUCACAAGGAUAUCCCUAAAGUUGUUUCUCUUAAUGGCACAUCCUCCUGUAACGAGCACGAGUCAGCUGAGAUGUUUUCUUCCUACUUUUCCUCAGUUUAUUCUUCCAAGGUGAUUCCAUGUGACUUUGAAAGUCCAGACAUUUACUCUUUUGACCUGCCAAACAACGUCUCUUUAACCUUAGAUGAUGUCUACCAAAAAUUAUCUGAACUACAUUGUAACAAAUCUGUCGGUCCGGAUGGCCUACCUGGUGUAUUUCUUUACAAGCUGAAAUCCAUUAUAUCUUACCCCCUUUGGAUUCUUCUUAGGCGAUCACUUGAUGAAGGCAUCUUUCCACACAUUCUUAAACUGGGAUCUAUAACGCCAAUUCUGAAGUCCGGAUGCCCAACUGAUGUCUCCAACUAUAGACCCAUCUCAAUUUUAUUGCAUAUUGCCAAAAUGUUUGAGUCAUUGGUCCAAAAGGAUAUUCUUAGAUCAUUCAAUAAUAUUAUUAUGGAAGAGCAACAUGGUUUCCGCCCUGGUCGUUCUACUAUCACUAACAGCCUAAUUUUUCAUAAUUAUUGUUUCAACGCCUUCCAACAUCAUUCACAGGUGGACGUUAUUUACACGGAUUUUAAUAAGGCCUUUGAUACCGUGAACCAUGCUGUCUUAGUGAAAAUUCUAAAAGAUUGUGGCACUGGUGAGCCGCUAUUGUCUUGGCUUAAAUCCUACCUAGAUAACAGAUACCAAUGGGUUAAACUACCCAAUGUUAAAUCUAAUGUGUUCUUUACCCCCUCCGGUGUUCCCCAAGGUGGACACCUGUCCCCUUUGCUCUUUUCCAUCUUCAUCAACAGCCUUAGCAAAACAAUAAAACACUGUCAAGUUUUAUGUUUCGCGGACGACAUCAAGCUUUUUAUGAAAAUAAACUGCAUUGAAGACAGUCUUAAUCUACAAAGUGAUUUAGAUAGAUUUGUUGCUCUUUUUGAUAAAUUAGGUUUGUCACUGAACCUAGGUAAGUGUAAAGCCAUGACGUUUACUAGAACCCGCUCUCCAUUAACGUUCUCCUAUCAUAUCAAUGAUUCAAUAAUUUCUCGCUGUGAUGGAUUUACGAUGGAUCUUGGGUUCAAACUCUCCAGUAACCUUGACCCGGGCCUUCAUAUUGAAAUGGCUUGUUGCAAAGCUCUAAGAAUGUUGGGUAUAAUAAUGAGAUUGUCAAAGGACCUUAACCUAACUUCGUCAUUGAAAGUUUUAUACUGUUCGUUAGUCCGGCCAAUUAUUGAAUAUGGUGCCAUUGUUUGGAAUCCCCAUACUGCCGACAAUGCUUGCCAGGUCGAAAGGGUACAGCGCAGGUUCUUGCGAUUUACAAGCUUCCUGUUAGGCAUCAAAUCUCCACCUCAUGAUUAUUCCCCAGUUGCUAUUCAGCUUAAUCUAGCCUCGCUGGCAGAGCGCAGGCGCAUUAUGGGUAGCAAGUUCUUGAAUGGACUGUUAGAUGGUAGUGUUGAUUCUCCAACUUUACUAUCCUUAAUUAAUUUUAAAGUACCCCAACGCUCCACCCGCUCCAUUACUCCAUUUCAUGUCCCUUUUUGUUCCACCAACUACUUACUAAAUGAGCCUUUAAGGCGUAUGAUGCAUAAUGCCAAUCUGGACCCCACUUUCUCUUUUAAUUAG